AGCGUUCCAGGUCCAGUUUCUCGCCUGGCCAUGUCGCAUGCACAACAGAAUUUCGGCCCGGAGGAAUUCCAGCGCACAGCGUGAACCGCACCGCCCGAGAAGUCCUCGUUUAUAAGGGCGUAAAAAAUGCCUGCCCUCUUCUAGGGCGUUGGUGAUCGUCGAUAUGACCCGUCUGAAAAUGCCAUAUCAAAUUUUCAACAGUUGCACAUCUAUAAUUUUAUUCGAAGCAAUCAGUCGAGAAUGAUUUAAUAAUAUUACAUUACCCGAGAAUAUAUAAUGUGGACUCCGGUCACACCGAAAAAUGACGGAAAUGGAAAAAUCCCUUGUUCUAGAUCGAAACACAGCGUGACACUCUACGGCAACCACCUCUACCUCAUUGCUGGGCGAAAUGGAAACAUUCCCCUGAAAGACCUUUGGAGAUAUUCAUUGAGUGAUGGGAUUUGGGAACAGCUCGACCCAAGCGGGGAUAAGCCUCCAAAUCUCCAAGAGCAUACGGCGGUGGCUUACAAGGAUUCCAUUUACGUUUUCGGAGGAGAAGUCGGAUUUUCAGCUUGCAACGAAGCUCCUCUUUGGGUCUACAAUGUCAAGAACAACAACUGGAGAAAAGUCCGAGGUGGCAAGGGGGCGACUGUACCUAAAGGUAGAAGGGGCCAUUCCGCCCUAGUGCACAGGUCCACGAUGGUUAUUUACGGAGGGUAUCGCGAUCUGAAAGGGUCGUGCAACGAAUUGUGGGUCUUCCAUUUUGAGACUGAAUCUUGGCAUCUCCUCUCAAAUGGAAGAGUUUCUCCUCCUGCUCGUCACAAACACAGCAUGGUGAUUCAUGACAGUUCCAUUUGGAUAUUCGGUGGUAUGACUGAUCUUCAAGAGAGAUCUGAUCUAUGGCGUUUUGACACAGUCAGGAAAUUAUGGCUUCAGGUAAAGUGCAAAGUGCAACCUGGUUCCCUACACAGUCAUGCGACGUGCAAACUACUUAGUUCUAUGCUUAUAUUCGGCGGGGAGAGAGCAGGUCAGGCAAACAAUGAGUUGUGGAGAUUUCAUUUUGCAACAGAAACAUGGGAGAAGCUGACUUUGGAGGGUUUGAUACCUCAACCGAGAUCUGAAAGCGUAGCAUUGACAGUCCCUGAACUACUUUUGCAAGGAAACAAUUGUAUCAGUAAAUGCUCACCGAAAAGGGUAAGGAGCGGCAGCUCAAUAGAGCGCCAAGUUAAAACAAGAAGUUCUCUCAACCAUAGGCCUAACACAACUCCUACAGCAUCAAAUCUCAGCAUUCUCAAAGAAAUCUCCAAACUCUCACAAAUCAACUUAACCAGAUUGGGGCAAUCGGGAAAGUGCAAUUAUUCCGUUUUGAGCAGUACAGAAAGCAUAUCAGAAACUUCCUUAGUUGGUGAAAUGGUAAAGUCCCAGAGCCAUCAUAUAAUUGCAAAAUCCUUGAUUUCUCCAACUACCAGUGUGCAGCCUACACUUCCAAGAGAUCCUAUAUCUGUGCCUAACUUUUCUUCCUUAGCAUCUUGCACACUAACACCUGUUGAGGUCACAAAAUUAGUAUAUCUGGAUGAUGAAGAAGCACCUUCGAGUACGGCCAAACAAGAUUUUUUCUCCAUCCAUCAGCAACUCCAGCCUAAGACGAGAAAAGGAUUUCCAAAAUCAGCUUCUGUCCGUUUUGGCAACCCCCUCACUACCCCAGAGGAAAACUGUGAUGAAACGUCAGAUUAUGCAAGCAUUGAGACAAUGAAUCGAAUAUCGUCAAGCUGCAAUUUUGAAAAAACCAAAAAAGAGAACAAAGAGGGCCCUUAUAGUUUCUCCAAUCCAAACUACAUGGGACCAGAUAUCAAGGAAAUCCUCUCAGAUAACGAGUAUGUCAAAACUUUAAACAGUCCUCCAGAUAGCGUGUUAGAAGAUGCCCAGGGGAGAAGUAACAGCAGGCAAGAAAUGAUUGAAUUGAAACCCAUACCACCUAAAAGCUUGCCUCUUGCCUUAAACUCUUACAAUUCUCAGAUGAAUAUUUCUACAGACAGAAGAGUUAGAGCAUCAAGCGCUACACGGACAGAAAGAGAGACAACGAAAUUUUGUGUAUUCAUCAUCGGCGGUAAAGAACGGGGUCAAGUCACUGUCUUUAAAAGACCUAUUUCAAUAUGGAAACUCCAAUUGAACCCAACCGUAUAUUAAUUUUUUUUAAAAAUAUUAAUAGAGGCCUAAUUUAUUAUUAACUUAUUGUGAAAGAUGAAGAAAUAGUUACGCUCAAAACUUUUCCUUGUAGGUUUUUAAAUGUCCAUUAAAUUGGCCAGACAAUCAAAAUAUUUUGUAAUCUUUAAAAAUCCAGUUGUGUAAAUUGGUUUUACUAUAUCAAUUUCAAAGAAGAAAUAAUUAGAUAAAAAAUUACUUGUAAUACAGAUAGCACUAAAUAAUGUUCAAUAGAUAUUCACAUAGCCAUAGAAUGACAUAAACAGUGAAUAAUUUUUAAUACAAAUUAAAUUUUUGUGGUUUGUUUGGCCAAUAGAUAAAAUAUUGUAUUUUCAUCAUUCUUAAACAUCGGUAAUUAAGAAAAAUUAAUGUGAUGAAAGCCAAAGAUUGUUAUUUUAUUAUUAUUUAAAAGAUAUUAAACAAACGCUUAAUUGGUACCUUGAUGAGAGAAGGCCGGUGUGAAAUAUUUGGCCUUACCUUGGGGAAAACCCUUUUAAAAAUAUUUCUGGAAAAUUAAACUUAAAAAACGCAAGGGAUCACUUUUUAGAAUUCCUCCUAUUAGAGAUUGUAGAUUGUAAUGUUUUUCCUCGAUGAGACUAGAAAACUAACCAGAGUAUUAAAUUGUGUUCAUUUAAAUCGUAAAUAAAUGAAUCUACAACAGGUCAAUUCCUUGUAGUAACAAGAAUAUUUGGGAUUGACGUUAAAAAAUGGUACCUUUUAGAAGCAAAUAUCUGGCAUUUUAAAGUCAGAGGUUUUCUAGAACAAGGUAGUCAAGAGAUUGUUUAGUCUAUUGACCAGAAAAAAUUGUUAAAAAAUAUAUUGCCCCAAGGUUUUUAAUAUAAAACAACAAAAAAAUGAUAUUUUUGUUAAGACUAAUGAAAAAAGCUAUGAGAUGUGUGAUUUAACUGUUUCCUUUAUGAUCUCAUUUAUGUUUUCUUCUAAAAUGAAACAUUGUAGGUAGUUUUUAGCAUUAAUGUUUUAUUAUUUGUUAAUAUAAAUUGAGUGGCCAAUUAUUAGAACUUUGAUACAAGGGGAAUCAUUGAUUCUAAAGUCUGAUUUGUAGAUCAGUACCUGCUAGGUAAAUAGAUUUUAUAUAUAUAUAACAAAAAGAAAGACUAAGUGAUGCUAGACUAGAAUUUGUAAAAAAUUUUUAAAUCAUUUUUACAAGAUAUAAAUUAAGGUCCAAUAAUAAAUAAACAUAGUUUUCAGGGAAAGAAAAUUAUUUACCAAUGUUACAAUAUGUAGAGGUCACUCAAGUCAUUGUCAUACAUUUUUUCUUAUUUUACCUAUAUACAUAACGUUAACCAGGGUUUUUUUAAAACACAUUUUAUAUAGAUUAUUAUUGGUAUUUGUGAAUUGUAAUCUAUUUAGUUAUUUAGAAAUGUCUUCCUUAUAUAACUUAACAAAUGAAAGAUUUUUUUACUAAGUAUUGUAAUUUGGUUGUUUAAGAACAAAAAAGAGAUAUACACAACACCAAAAAAUUAUUCCUAAAUAAAAAAAUGAUAUACAUGAAAGUUCAUUAAAAUAUUCAUUAUAAUUAUCAUUACAUGCCAAAAAUUUUAGUUAAAUGUUUGUCUGCCUGGAUGUAGUUGUGUAUUGUGAUGAAAAAUUUCCGGCCGAUACUCCAUCCAAAUUUCAGUGCAAUCUUAUAGCAAACACCAGGAUGAAAAAUCUUUAAAGAAAGAUUUCAUCGUUUUGGAUAUAUUAAAUGUUUGCUUAAUGAAUAUGCAAUCUACUUGGCACAGUUCUUCACAAGGGACGAACAAAACUUAAGUUGUUGACGACUGUCAAUACUGCACAUUUGACAUCUGAACCCCUUGUCGAAAACUCAAAUCAUUAAUUGUUAGUGAUUGUAGAUGUAAAACUGUGUAGAUGUUUUAUGUUGAUAAAUAUAUGAUUGUUGAUUA
Cimex lectularius (bed bug) is the source of this 4088-nucleotide messenger RNA. RefSeq lists its product as uncharacterized. Gene Ontology annotation, molecular function: protein binding. Gene Ontology annotation, cellular component: Golgi apparatus. The record is from RefSeq and is a predicted model, not a curated record. NCBI's taxonomy places the organism in Eukaryota, Metazoa, Arthropoda, Insecta, Hemiptera, Cimicidae. The transcript has 7 exons. The coding region runs from base 277 to 2166 and encodes 629 amino acids.